Molecule: messenger RNA, 3375 nt
Organism: Salvia splendens (bonfire salvia)
Lineage: Eukaryota; Viridiplantae; Streptophyta; Magnoliopsida; Lamiales; Lamiaceae
Product: plasma membrane ATPase 4
Exons: 15
Coding region: 100-3048 (982 amino acids)
Biological process (GO): proton export across plasma membrane
Cellular component (GO): membrane
Molecular function (GO): ATP hydrolysis activity; ATP binding; P-type proton-exporting transporter activity
Source: RefSeq, a predicted model, not a curated record
GGAGGAGUUUUAGUAUCUCUUUACAUCUUCCUCUCUUGGAAUGAGAGCUUAGCUUAUUCAUCACCAUCUCUCUCUGCUGAUCUGUAGCAACUAGCAACCAUGGGUGGCGAUAAAGCAAUCAGUCUUGAAGAGAUCAAGAAUGAGACUGUUGAUCUGGAAAAAGUCCCUAUUGAGGAAGUGUUUGAGCAACUGAAAUGCACCAGAGAGGGACUUAGUUCCGAUGAGGGGGCCAACAGACUUCAAAUUUUCGGCCCCAAUAAGUUGGAAGAGAAGAAGGAAAGCAAAUUUCUCAAGUUCCUUGGUUUCAUGUGGAAUCCACUCUCAUGGGUCAUGGAGGCGGCAGCGAUUAUGGCCAUUGCUUUGGCCAAUGGAGGAGGAAAGCCCCCGGAUUGGCAGGAUUUCGUUGGUAUUGUUUGCCUGCUUGUUAUCAACUCUACUAUAAGUUUCAUCGAAGAGAACAACGCUGGAAAUGCUGCUGCAGCCCUUAUGGCUGGUCUUGCUCCUAAAACAAAGGUUCUGAGGGACGGUCGAUGGAGUGAGCAGGAAGCUGCGAUUCUCGUACCGGGAGACAUUAUCAGCAUUAAGCUCGGGGACAUUGUCCCUGCUGAUGCUCGUCUUCUUGAAGGUGAUCCUUUAAAGAUUGACCAGUCUGCCCUUACCGGAGAAUCCUUGCCCGUGACGAAGAAUGCGUACGAUGAAGUUUUCUCUGGCUCGACUUGCAAACAAGGUGAACUAGAAGCAGUUGUGAUUGCAACCGGUGUACACACUUUCUUUGGAAAGGCUGCACAUCUAGUGGACAGCACCAACCAGGUGGGACACUUCCAGAAAGUGCUCACUGCGAUCGGUAACUUCUGCAUCUGCUCCAUUGCCGUUGGUAUGGCAGCUGAGAUAAUAGUGAUGUACCCAAUUCAGCACAGGCCAUACAGAAAAGGAAUAGAUAACCUCCUCGUUCUUUUGAUCGGAGGCAUUCCCAUUGCUAUGCCCACGGUCUUGUCUGUCACCAUGGCCAUUGGAUCCCACCGGCUAUCGCAGCAGGGAGCUAUCACCAAGAGAAUGACUGCUAUUGAGGAAUUGGCUGGAAUGGAUGUCUUGUGCAGUGAUAAGACUGGCACUCUGACCCUAAACAAAUUGACCGUCGAUAAAUCCUUGAUCGAGGUCUUUGCAAAGGGCGUGGAUCCUGAGCACGUGCUACUCCUCGCUGCAAGGGCAUCCAGAACCGAAAACCAAGAUGCUAUUGAUGCUGCCAUUGUUGGUACCCUCGCUGAUCCAAAAGAGGCAAGAGCUGGUGUCAAAGAGGUUCACUUCUUUCCUUUCAACCCUGUCGAUAAAAGGACUGCUUUGACUUACAUUGACUCCGAUGGGAACUGGCACAGAGCUAGCAAGGGAGCCCCCGAACAGAUUUUGACUCUAUGUAACUGCAGAGAAGACUUAAAGAAAAAAGUCCACAGUGUUAUUGAUAAAUUCGCUGAGCGUGGGCUUCGGUCUUUGGCUGUUGCCAGACAGGAGGUUCCGGAAAAAUCCAAGGAUUCCCCUGGUGGAUCGUGGCAAUUUAUUGGGCUCUUAUCGCUUUUUGAUCCUCCCAGACACGACAGUGCUGAGACCAUCCGCAGAGCUCUAAACCUCGGUGUCAAUGUCAAAAUGAUUACUGGUGAUCAACUUGCCAUUGGUAAGGAGACUGGCCGUAGGCUCGGUAUGGGAGUAAAUAUGUACCCGUCUGCUUCAUUACUCGGUAACCACAAGGAUGAGUCUAUAGCCGGCCUUCCUGUUGAAGAACUGAUUGAGAAGGCAGAUGGUUUUGCAGGGGUGUUUCCAGAGCACAAGUACGAAAUCGUGAAGAAACUGCAGGAGAGGAAGCACAUUGUGGGAAUGACAGGUGACGGUGUCAACGAUGCCCCUGCUCUUAAAAAGGCAGAUAUUGGGAUUGCUGUUGCUGACGCUACUGAUGCUGCAAGAAGCGCAUCUGACAUUGUGCUAACUGAACCCGGACUUAGUGUUAUCAUUAGUGCAGUGCUGACCAGCAGAGCUAUUUUCCAGAGAAUGAAAAACUAUACCAUAUAUGCAGUGUCCAUCACCAUCCGUAUUGUGUUCGGCUUCAUGUUCAUUGCAUUGAUUUGGAAGUUUGAUUUCUCCCCCUUCAUGGUUUUGAUCAUUGCCAUUCUGAAUGAUGGUACGAUUAUGACCAUCUCUAAGGAUAGAGUGAAGCCAUCUCCAUUGCCUGAUAGCUGGAAGUUGAAAGAGAUUUUCGCCACUGGCAUCGUUCUUGGUGGCUAUCUCGCUCUAAUGACCGUCAUUUUCUUCUGGCUGAUCCACGAAACCGACUUUUUCCCUGUAAGUAUAUACCGAGGAGAACUAGUUUUAUUCCGUACUAUUUUUAUUUUUUCUCUUCUCUUUACGAACCAUAAUUUUUUGCAGGACAAAUUCGGAGUCAGAAGUAUCAGAGAUAACGAGGACGAAAUGAUGGCCGCUCUAUACUUGCAAGUGAGUAUUGUCAGCCAAGCCCUUAUCUUCGUGACCAGAUCUCGCAGCUGGUCAUUCGUGGAACGCCCUGGACUUCUACUCUUGGUUGCUUUCGCGAUCGCUCAACUGAUUGCCACUCUGCUAGCUGUGUAUGCCAACUGGGGUUUCGCAAGAAUUCACGGCUGUGGAUGGGGAUGGGCCGGUGUUAUCUGGAUUUACAGCAUCCUCUUUUAUCUGCCCCUCGACUUGAUGAAGUUCGCCAUCCGUUACAUCUUGAGUGGAAAGGCGUGGCAAAACCUGUAUGACAACAAGACUGCUUUCACAACCAAGAAAGACUAUGGAAAAGAAGAGAGAGAAGCUCAAUGGGCUCAUGCUCAGAGGACUCUGCAUGGACUUCAAACACCAGAAGCUAACACCGUCUUCAACGAGAAGAGCAGCUAUCGCGAAUUGUCAGAAAUCGCAGAACAGGCUAAAAGGAGAGCUGAGAUCGCAAGGCUGCGUGAGCUGCACACGCUCAAGGGGCAUGUUGAGUCUGUUGUGAAGCUAAAGGGGCUCGACAUUGAGACAAUCCAACAACAUUACACCGUCUAAUAUAUUUGGAAGAACAAACGAAUACGUUUUAGAUAAAACUGUUGUGAAGAGGAACAAGACAGUGUGACAUGCCUGAUUCCUCGUUAUUUAUUCUGUUUCUUGUUUCUUAAUGUAAUGUCAAGUCAAGUCAAGGUGCCCUAGAAUGGGCUGAUCUUUGACUCUUUUAUGAGUACAAUGGCAUCUCCCUGUUAUACACUUUUCAUAACUCAAUCUUGUAUUUUUACAUAUUUUCCCAGCUAUUUAUAAUGGCUCGUCACUCAGAGAUGUAUGUGAUUGUAAAAAAAACAAAUGUUUCAUGGUGUAAUAUUGAAGGAUGUUGAUAUACAA